Messenger RNA from Xyrichtys novacula (pearly razorfish), 1410 nucleotides. The record is from the annotation of a GenBank genome assembly. NCBI's taxonomy places the organism in Eukaryota, Metazoa, Chordata, Actinopteri, Labriformes, Labridae.
AUGGACUAUAGGACAGGACUGCUGCUUCUGACUGUCUGCUGGACAGGUGGAGAUCAUCACUAAUCUGAGUUGGACUUUUUCACCUCAUGACAACAAACUCACUUCAAUCUGUUGGUUUUUUUCUUCUGUCUUUUCAGGUGUUGGUGGUCAGACUCUGACUGAAUCUGAGCCGGUGGUUAAACGUCCUGGAGAAUCCCACAGACUGACCUGUACAGCCUCUGGAUUCACAUUCAGUGGCAGCUGGAUGGCCUGGGUCAGACAGGCUCCUGGAAAAGGACUGGACUGGAUCUCUCUGAUCAGAUAUGACAGUAAUGAGAUCUACUACUCUGAGUCAGUUAGAGGCCGGUUCACCAUCUCCAGAGACAACAGCAGACAGCAGCUGUAUCUGCAGAUGAACAGUCUGAAGACUGAAGACUCUGCUGUUUAUUACUGUGUACGGAGACCCACAACAACACAAACCAUCUGUAGAGCUGAACAAAAACCCCUCAGAGCCUGAACACCUGUGACAUGAAGCCACCAGAGGAGGAGCCCUCAGACCAACAAUCAUUUCUACAUCAGCUUUUAAUGACAGAAACUGUCUUUAAAUGAGGUUUAAAUAUCAAAUAUACAAACUAUAUAGCUCCUCCACAGGGUAAAGUCUGGGUAUUAUCCUUGACAGCUCUCUAUCAUUCCAAGCUCACAUCAGUAAUAUUACUCUGUCUGCAUGUUUCAACUCUGCAACAUCAACCCCCACUCCACCCCCCAACCCCCAUACCACUUCUAUCCUGGUCCACAGCCUUCCCACUGAGCAACAGACGGCUAUUAGACAUCUAGUAUUUUUUAGACCUAAUUUCAACCGUCUAGAGUCUGUAUACUUUUAGACAGAAUUUAUACGUUGCACUUUAACCCAUUAUUUGAUAACGAUUUUUUUCAAAAAGCAACUGUGAGUUUCAUAACUGAUCUCCAAGUAUUUAACCAAAAUAAUUAUGAUAGCCGUCAAGCAAUAUACAGUUAUACCUCUGUUGGCCAGCUAGUCUUAAACUUGGUGUAAAUUUAGACGUCUAAAAACUUUCAUUUUUAGACCUGUGGUAGCCUGAUUUUAGACCAUUCGUCUAGGCUACAUUUAGACGUCUAUUAGACCUCUUUUAGACCAAAAAAUGCUCGGUGGGUUGUUACCUCCUGUAUUGAUUACUGUGACUCUGGUCUUCCUCACAAAUCUCUCCAUAAACUAAAACUGGUUCAGAACUCAGCUGCUCCUAUCGUCAACAAAACACCUUUAUGCUUUUAAAUAAAAUGUAUUAUUAAAAAAAGACAUAUGGGUGACUUGUAUAUAUACAAAUAUGCAAAAAAAUUAAGGGGAACAAAAGAGGUCCACACUCAUUUAGUCUCUGAGAGGAGGAGUCAAUGCAAAGUCAGCCGUCUUCCUCCUCU